Molecule: messenger RNA, 732 nt
Organism: Diaporthe amygdali
Lineage: Eukaryota; Fungi; Ascomycota; Sordariomycetes; Diaporthales; Diaporthaceae
Exons: 3
Coding region: 1-732 (243 amino acids)
Source: RefSeq, a predicted model, not a curated record
AUGGAGUCAAGCAGCCCUAAUACCAGCGGCCGCAUCAGCGAUGGGGACCAGCAGAAGCCAAAGGCGAUCUCCGCAGUUGCUCAACAGGCCUAUGAUCGCUAUGGCUUCCUCGACCCAAUCAAGCUCGACCUGAUGACCCGGGGCAUCUUCAUCACCCGCGAGGAGGCUGCCACUCUGCCGAACCGUAUUACCACCGAGAUCUGUCCCGAGGCUCGAAUAGCAGACAUCCCUCGCCACCGACCCUCCAAAUCCCGUGCUGCCCACCGGACCCCGGUGACCCCGGUGACUCGAGCAACCCCACUAACUCAAGCAUCCUCUGCGACUCGAGCGUCUUCCGUUGCUUCGUCCGCCCGCGCCGAUAUUAGUGCUGUUCCGAGCGACCAUGAGAAGUGGACUGAGAGCGAUACGAAGCUCAUCAUCAAGCUCCGAGCGGAGAGAGUUGGAUUCAGGCAAAUUGCGGACCGCUUCCCUAGUAAGAACCAAAAGGCUGUGCAGGAGAAGUUCUACAAGUCCACCAAGGACCAUAGAGAACCCCAUUGGAAGCGACUGUACAAUGACUUGCGGACCCGUCAUGAUAAGAAGGCCUACGAGGACAACACUGUCGUGGAGGCUGUCAAGAGCCUCGUCGAGGACAAUAUCAUGCAAUCCCCCGAGAACGAGAAUACGAUCAUCGUCCAUGAUGUUGUCGAGACCAAAGGAAACACCAUCGAGAAUGAGGAGAACAUGUGCUAG